Messenger RNA from Olea europaea var. sylvestris, 1495 nucleotides. RefSeq names its product origin of replication complex subunit 2. Bases 111 to 1202 code for a protein of 363 amino acids. Lineage: Eukaryota; Viridiplantae; Streptophyta; Magnoliopsida; Lamiales; Oleaceae. Gene Ontology annotation, cellular component: nucleus; nuclear origin of replication recognition complex. The record is from RefSeq and is a predicted model, not a curated record. Gene Ontology annotation, molecular function: DNA replication origin binding. The transcript is spliced from 6 exons. Gene Ontology annotation, biological process: DNA replication.
UGAGCAAGCCCAAAUAAAAAAUGGCGGGAACAUUCCUAGGGCGCACUCAAUUAAAUCCACCAAUGAUUUCACCUCUCCUCUGAAUUCUCUUAUCCCAUCACAUUUUCAGAAUGGAGUCAAAUGACGUCGAGGAAGAGGAAUUUGAAUUCUCGAGAAACUACUUUUUGGCAAAGGAAUUGGGCACUUCCAGCAAGAAAUCAGCAUGUAAACUCUCCGACAUUAAUAUCGUUGAUGAACAGGAACUAAGAGAUGCAUAUGCUAACCUUGAGCCAAAGCACGAUAGAGAAAUUAAUGAUUUGAUAAACAGUUAUAAGAAGUCAUAUUCAGAAUGGGUUUUCAUAUUAAGGUGUGGCUUUGGGCUUUUGAUGUAUGGGUUUGGUUCAAAGAAAUUCUUGAUAGAAGAUUUCGCUUCAUCUGCCUUGACCGAUUAUUCUGUUGUUGUGAUUAAUGGAUACCUUCAGCAAAUCCAUCUUAAACAGGUUGUGAUAACAUUGGCUGAACUCUUGUGGGAUCAACUGAAAAUGCAUGGCAAAACCACCUGGGAAAAUGCUCCUAAAAACCAACAGCCAUUUAAUACCAAAUCCAUGGAUGAUCUUAUUGCAUUUCUAGAUGGACCACACUUGGAGGACAAAGAAUGUUUUGUAUGUGUUGUGGUUCAUAAUAUUGAUGGGCCUAGCUUGCGCGACUCUGACACUCAACAGUAUCUCGCCAGAAUCGCAGCUUGUUCUCAUAUCCGUGUGGUUGCGUCCAUUGAUCAUGUGAAUGCACCUCUACUAUGGGACAAGAAGAUGGUUCACACUCAGUUCAAUUGGUACUGGCUCCAUGUUCCUACCUUUGCACCAUAUAAUAUUGAAGGAACGUUCUUUCCUCUCAUUCUCGCUCAUAGUGGAAGUGCUCAAACGGUCAAGACAGCUUCAAUAGUCUUACAGAGUUUGACACCAAAUGCCCAAAGUGUUUUUAAAGUUGUUGCAGAGCAUCAGUUAGCCCAUCCCAACGAAGAAGGGAUGCCACUGAAUAAUUUAUACACAAUUUGUCGAGAGCGCUUUUUGGUGAGUAGCCAGAUCACUCUCAAUGCUCAUCUGACGGAAUUCAAAGAUCACGAACUGGUGAAGACCAGAAGAAAUUCAGACGGGCAAGACUGUAUAUAUAUUCCUCUCACAAGUGAAGCACUUGAAAAGCUUGUUCAGGAGAUCAGCCAUUAGAAAUUUCCUUCAUCAUCUUCUAUUGCAAGCUCAAUUGGCGAGCAAUAUAAACUGCUGCCUGUUUAUGUUCCUAAUGUGCACUUUAGGACUGAAUCGGAUUGAAAAAUAUAGCUUUCAGUCUUUGAGCGAUACACGAUAGAGAGAAUAUUGAGAGAAAAGCAAUAUCUUUUUCUUGAGUGUUCCGUACUUUGUUUUUCCUACUACAACAGACUUUUUGUAUUUAGAGAGAAGUUGUAAUUCUCCUACUAUAGAAAUCCUUCUUUACUUGUUUGUGGAUUUUAUCCCAAAUUAAA